Molecule: messenger RNA, 5501 nt
Organism: Osmerus eperlanus (European smelt)
Lineage: Eukaryota; Metazoa; Chordata; Actinopteri; Osmeriformes; Osmeridae
Gene: ctcf
Product: CCCTC-binding factor (zinc finger protein)
Exons: 13
Coding region: 1001-3460 (819 amino acids)
Biological process (GO): regulation of transcription by RNA polymerase II
Molecular function (GO): DNA-binding transcription factor activity, RNA polymerase II-specific; RNA polymerase II cis-regulatory region sequence-specific DNA binding
Source: RefSeq, a predicted model, not a curated record
UGAAAAAAUCAUCAAAAAACUGUUAUAACCCAGAAGUUCAACGAAAUGCACAUAUAACGGGCCUCUAAAACAUAUAUUAUCUGGUAUAUCGUCGAGGUUGGGUUAUUCUAGAGUUGAUCGUUUUGGUCGACUGUUUAGGCCAGGCGUCCAUUUUCUUUCUUCUUUGUUUCCUGUCAUUUUAGCUAGCAAGCUAGAAAGCGAUAACGUCGAAAUGGAAACUAGGCGGGAUAGCAAACUAGCUUAAUUACUUAGCCUUUCUGCUGGCUAAAAAACAUCGGAUAAAAUCGAAAAUGCUCUAACUAGCUAGACAACUGCAUGUAUAAUUAAAUAGCAACUUUCCAGCAAAGCAUGUUUUUUAAAUGUCUUGAUCUCCAUCAUGUGUUAAUCGUAGCACGCAUGUAAAAACUGCAAUGCAUGGCAUUAGCCGUAUUAGUAGGUUAGCCAACGUUAGCCUAGCCAACGUCAGCAUUCAAAUAUCUGGCUAACCAACAACUUUCGUCCUCGCCCCACCUUCAUGCUUCGGGGCUAGCCCUGGCCUGUGAAAAUGCGCUCGCUGACAUCCGCUAAAACCAAGCACCAUUUGUAUCGCUUGCAAGUUGUGUAAAACUCGUUUUGAUCUGAUUAUCAAAAUUUGCCUCGGCAUCUUAUUCUGGCAAUUAUUGGAUUUGUGAACAGCCGAAGUGUAGCCCACGCUAGCUACAGUGUUGCGCACUCAAAAAUUAGACGAUGUCAGGAAGGCAGAAUGACCCGGGCGCCUAACGUUGUUAGCUAGUGGGCUAACAUAGCCCCGCGUGCUCCAAAAACUCUCCUCUCCAUUUCGCGUUAAUACCAUAUCCUCAGGAAUAGUUCUAUUAUUAACGUUAUCCACGCUCCCAGCUCCCCGCCGGUCGUGUUGCUGUAUGCUUCCAUUGCCCGCUGUCUCGUUCUGAGCCCACCUUGAGUUCCAGCAGCAGAAGGCAGAGAACAAGAGGAGAGCUCCCUCUACAACUCGGCGUUAACCAUGGACGGGGGACCGACAGACUCGGUGGUGGACGAAGGGGCUGGCGAGGCCUACAAGGCCAAGGACCUCAGCUCCUUCCCCGGGGAGGAGGAGUCCAUGGUGGUGGCUGACCUGCUCCAGCAGGCGGCGGAGGCUGGAGGGGUGGUGGAGGGGCCUGGGGAGCAGCAGGAGGAGGCCCAGCUGAUGGGGGCCGGGGUGGAGGGGAUGGUGAGCGGCGGGGGGGUGGAGGUGAUGGUGAUGGAGUCCCUGGACCCGUCGCUCCUGCAGCUGAAGACGGAGGGGAUGGAGGCGGCCGUGGGCGGGGCCGUGUCGGGCGCCGCCCACCAGGCUACCGUGACGACCGUGGACCAGACUCAGAUCAUCACCCUGCAGGUGGUGAACAUGGAGGAACAGCAGAUAGGUCUUGGGGAGCUGCAGUUAGUCCAGGUACCAGUCUCCACCGUGCAGGUGCCCGUCUCCCAGGCAACCGUGGAGGCUCUUCAAGGAAGCUACGUUGACUCGGUCUCCAUGCCCAAAGAUGGAGAUCCGGUCAUCUGCCACACCCUGCCCCUGCCUGAUGGCUUCCAGGUGGUGAAGGUGGGAGCCAAUGGCAUGGUGGAGACAGUGGAGCAGGAGGAGGGUCUCCAACAGGAGGACCAGGUGCUCCAUGGGGACGAGGAGCCCUCCGAGGCCCAGGGAGAGGACCCGUCCUGGGCCAAGGACCCUGACUACCAGCCCCACUCCGCCAAGAAGGGCAAGAAGUGCAAAAAGAGCCGGCUGCGCUACACCGAGGGGGAGAGGGACAUGGACGUGUCCGUGUACGACUUUGAGGAGGAGCAGCAGGAGGGGCUGCUGUCUGAGGUCAACGCUGAGAAGGUGGUGGGAAACAUGAAGCCCCCCAAGCCCACCAAGAUCAAGAAGAAAGGCGUGAAGAAGACGUUCCAGUGUGAGCUGUGCAGCUACACUUGCCCCCGGCGCUCCAACCUGGACCGCCACAUGAAGAGCCACACGGACGAGAGGCCACACAAGUGUCACCUGUGUGGCCGCGCCUUCAGGACGGUGACCCUGCUGAGGAACCACCUCAACACACACACAGGAACCAGGCCUCACAAGUGUCAGGAUUGUGACAUGGCGUUUGUGACCAGCGGGGAGCUGGUGCGACAUCGGCGCUACAAACACACCCACGAGAAGCCCUUCAAAUGCUCCAUGUGUGACUACGCCAGCGUGGAGGUGAGCAAGCUGAAGCGCCACAUCCGGUCUCACACUGGCGAGCGUCCGUUCCAGUGCAGCCUGUGUUCCUACGCCAGCAGAGACACCUACAAGCUGAAGAGACACAUGAGGACCCACUCUGGCGAGAAGCCGUACGAGUGCUACAUCUGCCACGCCCGCUUCACCCAGAGCGGAACCAUGAAGAUGCACAUCCUGCAGAAGCACACGGAGAACGUGGCCAAGUUCCACUGCCCGCACUGCGACACGGUCAUCGCCCGCAAGAGCGACCUGGGUGUUCACCUGAGGAAGCAGCACUCGUUCAUCGAGCAGGGCAGGAAGUGUCGCUACUGCGAUGCCACGUUCCACGAGCGCUACGCCCUCAUCCAGCACCAGAAGUCCCACAAGAACGAGAAACGCUUCAAAUGCGACAUGUGUGACUACUGCUGCAGACAGGAGCGCCACAUGGUGAUGCACAAGCGCACCCACACCGGGGAGAAGCCGUACGCCUGCAGCCAGUGUGACAAGACCUUCAGGCAGAAGCAGCUGCUGGACAUGCACUUCAAACGCUACCACGACCCCAACUUCAUCCCCACCGCCUUUGUUUGCCCCAAGUGCAGCAAGACCUUCACCCGCAGGAACACCAUGGUGAAACAUUCUGAGAACUGCAACGGGGAUCCAGGUGAGGAGGGGGAGAACGGCUCGCCCCCACCCCCCAGGAGAGGACGGGGGCGCGGCAGGAAGAGGAAGAUGCGUUCCAGGAGAGACGAGGAGGAGGAUAGUGACGAACAUGCUGAGGUGGAGCUGGACGACGACGACGAGGAGGAUGUGGAUGACGACGAGGCUGCGGCGCUGCAGGAGGAGGAGGAGGAAGAGGAGGAGAUGGAGGUGGACCAGGCCCCGCCCACUGUGCCUGUCCCCGCCCCCGAGGAGCCCCCGGUCAAGAGGAAACGGGGACGCCCCCCCAAGAACGCCCCCAAGCCCACCCCGCCCCCCAAACCCAGCACCCCCACCAAGCCUGGCCGGGCGUCCACCAGAGCCAACCGCACCACAGCCAUCAUCCAGGUGGAGGAUGAGAGCACAGGCACGGUGGAGAACAUCAUCGUUAAGAAGGAGGCGGGGCCAGAGCCGGCCGCCGCUGCCGCAGCCCCAGAGCAGGAAGCGGGGCCAGAGGAGGUCGUCGUGGAGACGGUGGAGCUGGCCGUGGCGGGGGAGGAGUCUGCGGCGAACGGAGACCUCACCCCGGAGAUGAUCCUCAGCAUGAUGGACCGGUGAGGGGAGGAGGGAACGACAGCCUCCCCCCUUUACCUCACCCCUCCCCCCUUUGACCCCCUUUACCUCCCCCCUCCCCCCUUUUACCUGACCCCGCACCCAUUACCUCGACCCACACCCCUCACCCCCCCUUACCUCACUUCGCCCCUCCCCCUUAUCUCCCCCCUCCCCUUACAGCUCCGCCCGGCCCAUUGUAACAUCCCUUUCUGAAGCACAUAGGCUCAGUAACUCCCCCCACCCCACCCACCCCCAUGACAACUGAUUCUCCCCUCUCUGCUGACUGCUCUGUCACUCUUCAUCCCUGCCUGUCGUAUUCUGACUACAUCAAUUACUGUGUUUCUUUAGUUGUUGUUUUAUUUUUUUCUAUCUACCCAAACCCACUUCCUGCCUGUAUCCUAGCCUGCUUCCUCUGUGUGCAGGCUGUAGAGAGAAAUGUAGCUUUGUAAACCAGACAGACUGUGGUCAGUCUUUCUCCAAGCAGCCGUCUGGGCCUGAUGCAUGGGGUGCUGGCUUCUUCAUUCUAGCUGUUCCCUGUCAGCCGACCCGUGAUGAACCCGUCUACAGGGGUCCUUUCCAGGGCUGCCCUCGCCUGCCCGUCUCCGCCUUGUGUUCUAGAACCUCUAGAAUUUGUCUCUAGAUUCUAGAUUUUUUUUUUCUUUUCUGUAGGCUUUGAAAUCUAGAGCGCUAGAAUGUUCUCGAGAGUUCUAAAGAACCAAUUCCUGUUUUGAUUCAUUGAUUAUUGCAUUGUGUACUGACUUCUUUACUAAUCUCUGAUUAUGAAGUUGAUGUAAGGUUUUCCUAUUAACAAUCAAAUGAUUAUUUGGCUAGGGACUACCUAGGGGAACAUUCAUCCAUCCAUUGAUCUAUUCAUUCGAAUUUGUUUGAGAGACAGAGGUUUUUGUUGUAUAAAAGGUAAUCUUGGCUUGUUUUGCUUGUAAAUAAUUUAUUUUUUCUUUUAUGAACAUUUUAAUCUUUUUUCUAGCAAUGUGAAGAGCUGUGAGGCAGGGUGUGCUAUAUACGGAACAGGAGUGUGUGCGUGUGUGUGUGUGCGCUCGCCUGGUAUGGUGUAUUCCUGGUAGAGACCAGGACCAGAGGUGAAGGUAGAAGCUCUGGGAGGAGCAGAGAAGCCACCUCCUGCUCCACAGGGAGCAGGCUGGCCUGGAGAAACCCCGUCCUCCAGACCAGAAGACUGACCUCCCAGCAGACUCCCACCUCCAUUGCGUGACCUCUCCAUCCCGGAAGCCUCCUGGCUGGCGGCAGGAUCACGUGAUUCUCUCGUCCUCCCAGUCCCGCCCCACCCUCGCCCGUAGCAGUCUGUGCCGCCUCCAGGAGAAGAUGAUGGCGAUCCCCCGUGUUUGUUCAUGAGCAUGUGUCCAGAGCAGCGCACAUGGAUGUGCAACAUGAUGCGCCCAGCAGCUCUGGAGAGAGAUCAAGUGAGGCUGUGAAGGUGUUGGACGGACCUUGCCGAAUGAGAGUAGGUUCCUAUAAUGUCAUUGUCCAUCUCUUUUUGCCACACUAGAAAGAGAUUAAGGGAUGUGUUGAGAGAGGAAUGAGAAGAAGAGAAUAAAACGGAUGUUUUUGUAUAAAGUUUGUUAAAACUUGUUUGAAGAGAACUAUGCCCUUUCACAGAUUAAAUGCUGACUGAAUGACGUUCCCUCUUGUAAGAAAUGAUUACAAUUAAACUGCUUUUUGUCAAGCUCUUACGAUACAAUACUAGGUUGAUGCAUUUUUGUACCUGACUGUACUUUUCGAAUUCUGAGACCAGCACACAGCCGGAGUCAAACUGACUGACUGCUCAACAAAUGGGUCUGCUCUUUCCUUCCUUUUGUGAGGUCAUCUCUGAUCAUACCAGGCUGUUCAGGUGGAGGCCAUGAGCGUCUCUAGAGAUCUAGCCAAUCCUGACAGAGAUCAGAGGGUUCCCGAGGAGGGGAGGGAGGAGCAUGGCCUGUUUAGAGAGGGUCGGGUCAGGGCUGCGGGCUGAGCUGGUAGACAUGCUGGUUCUGAGGAUGUGUCACUGUACAGGUAAUAAAACAUACUGGCCUAA